GGCGAGUAUUCCUCUCUCAUCACUGUUUUGCAUCCGGCUUGGUAAAUCGAUCAAUGACUACUCUUCCGCUCUCAACACACUGAUUACUCCUUAUCUAUCUCCAGCCCUUCCUGCCGUCAAUCUGAAUUUUCCGGUCGGUCAGGGCAGAUUGCAGCACGCUCCUUAGGACUGAUCCUUCGUCGGUUCGUCAUGCUUCAAACGCAAAGUCAGCACGUCUUCUCUCAUCAGCAUCAGUAUCCGCAGGCUGAUGCCGCCUGGUUGCAGCAUCAGCAGCAGCAGCAUCAGGCCCAGCACCACCCGCACCAAGCCCAGCAACAUUCCUCGCUAGUCGCUCAGCAGCAUGCCCAGGUCCAGGCGGCCGCAGCUGCCGCCGCCGCAGCUCAGCAACAGCACUACUCGAGGAUAGCCAUGGCCGGCACCGGUGCCAUGACCAACAACGCCGCAGCGAGCAAUACCACUCAGGGACUGGGAGUCGGAGGCGUUGGUGGGGAUGGCGCGUUGUCGAGUGCGAUGUCGAUGAUCGAUGGCGGAGUCAGCGAUGAAAACCGGAAGGUCUUUAUUUGGGUUGCGGAGCUCCUGGAUUCGAAUCGCAGGGAAGCUGCUUUAAUGGAGCUCAGCAAGAAGAGGGAACAGGUACCCGAGCUGGCACUCGUUAUCUGGCAUUCUUUUGGUGUCAUGACCGCGUUACUACAGGAAAUCAUCUCCGUGUACCCGCUGUUGAACCCGUCUCAACUUACCGCUGCCGCAUCAAAUAGGGUUUGCAACGCUUUGGCUCUGCUACAGUGUGUAGCCUCUCACAAUGAGACCCGCACUCUCUUCUUGAAUGCCCAUAUCCCUCUGUUCCUUUACCCCUUUCUGAAUACAACCUCGAAAUCCCGGCCGUUCGAGUACCUCCGUCUUACUUCGCUAGGAGUAAUCGGUGCGCUUGUUAAAAACGACUCUUCAGACGUCAUCAACUUCCUCCUCACGACUGAAAUAAUUCCGCUCUGUCUUCGGAUCAUGGAAACCGGCUCCGAGCUGAGCAAAACAGUGGCCAUCUUCAUUGUUCAAAAGAUACUGCUGGAUGACAUCGGCCUAGCGUACAUUUGCGCGACCUAUGAGAGGUUCUACGCGGUGGGAACAGUUCUGAGCAACAUGGUUACUCAGUUGGUUGAGCAGCAGACCGUGAGACUUCUCAAGCAUGUUGUGCGCUGCUUCCUUCGGCUGAGCGAUAAUAGCCGUGCUCGCGAGGCCUUGCGCCAAUGUCUGCCUGAGCCUUUACGUGACGCCACCUUUUCCUCGGUCCUCCGCGACGACGCAGCAACGAAGCGGUGUCUCGCCCAACUUCUCAUCAACCUCUCCGAUAACGUGUCCGACGGCGCAGCGGGUGUUGCUAUGUGA
Aspergillus nidulans FGSC A4 is the source of this 1380-nucleotide messenger RNA. RefSeq names its product CCR4-NOT core subunit CAF40. Gene Ontology annotation, biological process: mRNA catabolic process. The record is from RefSeq and is a predicted model, not a curated record. Bases 190 to 1380 code for a protein of 396 amino acids. Lineage: Eukaryota; Fungi; Ascomycota; Eurotiomycetes; Eurotiales; Aspergillaceae. The transcript has 4 exons. Gene Ontology annotation, cellular component: CCR4-NOT complex.